AUGACGACGGCGUCCAACGACCACGUGGUGACGCUUCCGCAGAGCUCGUCGCUGCCAGACGUCACGGCGGUGGACAUGCGCGCCAUGCCGACCCAUCACCAACACAUGAAAGCAGGAGGGUUGCUCCAUGCGCCACCCCUUCGUCGCGAGUAUGAUCCCACGAUGGCCGCGCCGUCGAGCCAAGAGUUCUCCCCAGCGAAAAUGAGCAUCGACGGUGGGUCCGUCUUCAGCCACAACACUGCAAUCGACGACUUGUCGCCCCGUGCAAUUUUGCAGUCGCUGCCAAGUGUACUGAUUGCUGUGAUCCUCAACUUGAUGAUUUCGAUUCCGUUUGGACUUUCGUUCUUUCCGUUGGAAUGGACCGAGCUCCCCGCGCCGCGCGCGAUCGGGAUCCAAAUGUUUCUUCUCACCACGUUCAUCUGCCAGUUCGUGUUUGCCGUGCGCAGCUCGUUCGAUUGUUCCGUGGGCAUGAUGAUGGUGGAAAACGUUCCGUUCAUGCACACGCUGUCCUUGUCGAUCGUUGCCGAGGUCGGCGCGUCAUCGCCCACGGCGCUUCCGACCAUUCUCGUCGCGUACGCGUUGUCAUCCGUGGUCGUGGGCUGCAUGUUUUACGCGCUGGGGUACUUCAAGCUCGGGUCUGUCAUCUACCUCUUCCCCAAGCACAUUAUCAUUGGCGCGAUCGGUGGCAUUGGGGUCUUUGUUGUCCAAAAUGGGCUCCAGAAUGCCACGGGUGUGUCGGUGCAAUGGACGUGGGACGGCCUCGUGCGCCUCGCCGAGCCGGACGUGUUGUACUUGUGGCUGACGUCGGUCGCCCUCGUUGUCGUCCUUGGCAUUUGUCUGCGUUUUGCCAAGUCCCCGCUCUUUUCGCCCUUUUACUUUGUGUCGAUCGUUCCGUUGUUUUACGUAGUCCUGUGGAUCUUGGGCAUCCCGAUCGAGACGGCCCGCGCCCACAACUGGUUCUUUGAACGACCGCCCGAGGUGCCGUUCUACUCGAUGUGGUCGCACUACGACUUUUCCCUCGUCGAGUGGUCGGUCAUUCCCAAGCAGUUUGGGACGUUGGUCGGGCUCAGCAUCUUCAGUCUCAUGCACGUGCCCAUCAACAUCCCGUCGCUCAGCCUGACGACGGGCCACGAAUGCGACAUCAACGACGAACUGAAAGCUCAUGGCAUCUCCAACACCCUUGGCGGCCUUGUCGGGAGCGUUCAAAAUUACUUGUGCUACUCGACGUCCGCGCUGUACUACAAGUGCGGCGGCGGUGGCCGUCUCCAGUCGGUGCUCAUUGGCGUAUUCGUCAGCAUCCUGUUCUUUGCCGGGCCGGGCAUUGUCGCGUACGUCCCGCGAUGCAUGGCGGGAUGCUUGAUGGUCCACGUGGGCCUGGACCUGUGCAAGGAAGCCGUUGUCGACACGUACGCGGAACUCGACCGGUUCGAGUACGCGACGGUGUGGGUGAUCGCCCUGACCAUGACAUUCUGGGGCAUGAACGAAGGAUUGGCUGUCGGAGUGUUGCUGGCGUGCGUCGCUUUUGUCGCGCAGAGCGCCCCGGCGGGUCCGUUGCGCGGAAGCAUGAGCGCAGCUACACUACGCAGUAGUGCCUGGCGCAGCACGUCCGACCUGGAAGUGCUCGACCGCGUGUCUCGAAACGUGCAUGUCGUGCAGCUCAAGGGGCACUUGUUUUUUGGCAACAUUCACAAGUUGACCGAGUACAUGACCGACCUCUUGGUCAAGUUUCCCGAACUCGAGUGCAUGGUGGUGGAUUUUACGUUGGUGGUCGCGAUCGACUCGUCGGCCGCGGAUCGAUUGUCCAAGCUAAAGUUUGUGUGUGCCCCGUACGAAUGCCGCCUCGUGUUCACGGCGAUUCCCGCGGCGUACACGCGCUUCCGCCGCGGCAUGUUGAUGCAAGCAUCGCCCGUGUUUCACGUUGCCGACGACCUGAACGACGCGAUCGAGUGGAGUGAAAACGAGCUCUUGCACCGGUACAAGGCCGUGCCGGCCAUGACGAAAGAGCCGUCGCUUCCGAAAGAACACGCGUUCCUCACACGCUUGCACAACUUGUGUCCCGGGCAGCCGCUUGCGGUGCUGGACAAGCUCCUCGCGUAUUUUGACCGCAACGAAAUCCCAGGCAACGUUCAGGUGUGGCGCCAAGGUGAUGCAGCCACGUCGGCGAUGCUGCUUGCAGAAGGAUGCAUGCAGGCGAUUGUAGAAGAGGAAGCAGGGACCAAGGAGGACAUUUCGGUCGGUGCGUUGGUCGGAGAGCUGUGUUUGCUCACGGGAGAAAAGCGAAAGACGUCUGUUGUCACGAUGGAGCGCUGUGUCGUGUACGUCUUGACGGAAGAACGGUUCAAGGACAUGCUCGAGAACGACAGCUUGCUCGCGUUUGUUUUUCAAGGCAUUGCGCUGCGAUAUGUGUCGCUCCGACUGCAAUAUGUCGGCAAUCGCAUCUGGGAAACCAAGUGCCUUCCCAUCUAA
This is a messenger RNA of Aphanomyces invadans, 2466 nucleotides long. RefSeq lists its product as hypothetical. The transcript has 11 exons. Lineage: Eukaryota; Oomycota; Saprolegniomycetes; Saprolegniales; Verrucalvaceae. Bases 1 to 2466 code for a protein of 821 amino acids. Gene Ontology annotation, cellular component: membrane. The record is from RefSeq and is a predicted model, not a curated record.